AUGGUAGGAGAACAAGUCUUGUUAAAGGUCUCACCUAUGAAGGGUGUGAUGAGGUUUGGAAAUAUGGGUAAAAUCAAUCCCAGAUUUAUUGGUCCGUUUAAGAUUCUUAAUCAUGUGGGGGAUGUAGCCUAUGAGUUGGCUUUGCCUCUAGGAUUGUCAGGUGUGCAUACAGUGUUUUAUGUCUCUAUGUUGAAGAGAUACCAUGGUGAUGGUUCAUUUAUCAUUUACUGGGAUUUUGUCUUGUUCGAUGAGAAUUUUUCAUAUAAGGAAGAGCCUAUUGUAAUUCUAGAUAGAGAGGUUCGUAAGCUGAGGUCGAAAGAAAUUGCGUCAGUGAAGUUUCAGUGGAAAAAUCAUCCUAUUGAAGAAGCCACUUAG
Lycium barbarum (goji berry) is the source of this 375-nucleotide messenger RNA. RefSeq lists its product as uncharacterized. Lineage: Eukaryota; Viridiplantae; Streptophyta; Magnoliopsida; Solanales; Solanaceae. The record is from RefSeq and is a predicted model, not a curated record. The coding region runs from base 1 to 375 and encodes 124 amino acids. The transcript has a single exon.